This is a messenger RNA of Blastomyces gilchristii SLH14081, 4587 nucleotides long. RefSeq lists its product as uncharacterized. The record is from RefSeq and is a predicted model, not a curated record. Gene Ontology annotation, molecular function: zinc ion binding. The transcript has 12 exons. Lineage: Eukaryota; Fungi; Ascomycota; Eurotiomycetes; Onygenales; Ajellomycetaceae. The coding region runs from base 1723 to 4098 and encodes 791 amino acids.
GGGUCGGGUCAAUAGCAUCAGUCUUGCCUCCUUCAACCCUUCAUCCUGCAAUCUUAGUUCCCAGACCAGAUGAUACAGAAUCGAUAGAGCGAGGCCUUUCGCCAAGGAGUCUCAUUCAUCCUCACCGCUCGCUCGCUCGCUUGCUGGCUCUGAAGAAGAAGAAGAAUGACUCAGACAUGCAUUGAUGCGCUGGACUUUCGCAAUUCUCCGCGUGGGUCAAUCGGGGCCUGCCGACUUGGAGAGGAAGAUAGGAAUGAGAACUGGGUGGAGGGAAACCCCCCCCCCCGCGAAAAUUUGCUUGUGGGAUGCUCGAUGCCUGACAGGGAGCGGGGCUUCUGUCGUCUGAGCACAUCCUGCCUGACCGCGGUCAGGGCCAUAUUUCGAUGGCUGGAGUUAGUUAGGUGACUCGUUGCAAAAGGACGUACGUGCUUCCGCGAUCGGUGAUUUUGAGGCAAUCACGGGAUAGCUGCGAAUGCACGACAGGAAUGACGACUUUGCAGCGUAACGUACGGGAGAUCUCCCGCAGUUUCAAAAGGCUUUUUAGCCUGAAGACUGUGCUUGACCACCAUCCCAUCGGAGGCUUGUUAUUUAUUAGUUGGCUUACUCCGUACUCUGUACAUGUGUUAGGGAGCACAAGAGGGACCACACCAGACCAGUCAGCAAUGUUCUUUAUUUUAGUUUUAUUUUUUUGUAGCUUUCCUCCCAUACGUCGUAGUUUCAUAUCACAGAGUAUUCCUUUUCGUACCGAGUAUUCUGGUCGAAUGUAGACAGUACUCGUGCGCAGCAAAUACAUUGUAGAAACGAAGCCAAGGGACGGAUGGCGGCUGCUUACAAGUGCCACACCUGCCACACAGUCCAGGAUGCCUCCGUUGUGUUGUAUCUCCAGCUUCGGUUUUGUCAGUUGAACGAGAUAUCAAAAACAUCCACCGCCUAUCAUUGCUAUAACCCAAAGAGAGGCGACAAAGGAGCAGUCUCACGUGGUUGACCGCUCUGCGCUCUUCUGCAUCCCGCUCUGCAGCUAAACUUGCGGGAUUGGAGAUGAUUCAUCGCCACCGUAUCGCCUCGAGUGUGCUUUGCCUUGGGAACUGACUGGCUAACCAUCACCCCCGCCUCUUCUCCCGCCCGCCCCGAUCACAUCAGGGAGCGCGCCUUGGCCAGCAUCGAGAGCUGUCUCUUGUGUUGUCUCCUCGUCGCGUCCGCUGGCCGGUCACCAGACUUGCGUGCAGGGCUCCGGCGCCGACGGCUGCUUUUUCGUCCCCGCAAAUUAUAUCUCUAGUCGUCUAGUCGCUCACACUUGCCUGCAACACGGAUUGGAAGGUUCCUUUACAGAGCGGCUGAAGCUGUUUGAUUUACUCUUUUCUGUUUUCCCUUUUUGAUAUUGGCUGUCCUUGUCUGGAGAGCGGACAGCCAGCUGGUCAUCUAUAAAGAAAUCACGAGGCUUAUCUCGGGGUUGCCAACCAAACAACCAGCCAGUAGUUAUCAUCAUCAGCAUCACCAUCAUCAUCGCAUUGCAGGUUGCAUCGUGCUUGGUCAGCUCUGUCGAUUGGCAACAGAGUCGCAUUUACAGGGCAGAUCGGCCCCGACUGCACGGCACAUCCCAACUGGGGCAUCUACUCUACUGUACUUGGCCUGCGGCGUGCUAGUGACUCCGUACAUACAUACAUGCAUACAGACAUACAGCUUACUGCUGUAAGACCACUCUCACCCACUCAGUAGAUUGGGAUGGAUAACCACGGACAAAUGUCUCCCGUGAGCGCUGCGUUGGCAAGCGCUCAGCCUCAUCCCACCCAAAUAGAUACACGGCCGACCCCAGCCCGCAGAGUCCCAGAUCGCAAAUCGACCAGGUGCCGGUACUUCGGGUCCAAAAAGGGAUGCCGGGCGGGUGAUGAUUGUCCUUUUGCACAUGAAACGGCGCCGCACGACUCUUUGGCCGCGUCGUCAGGGAAUCCGAUUCCUUCUUCGUAUAUUAACAAUCCGCGACUCGAAACUGCAAUUGACAACGAGGCCCUACUCCCCAAGGAUAGGAAUGAAGGCGGAUCAACUCCCCAAGCCUCGGCAUUCAGCUCUUCACCCCGAGGUUCCGAAGGUACCCAACCUCGAGUUGUUCAGCGACCAACCCCACGUGCCCAGCGUGAUAAUCCUAGGGAGUUUGAACUCAAUCAAAUUAGGCGCCGUUUUCAUCCCCAGGAGAGAUCUGAUGAGGAUGGAACGAUUCUAACAUUCGAUAUCUAUCCUUCUGACCCGGACUUUUCUGAUUUAUUGAAAAGUCUGGCCUGCGCCAUGCAUGUGCCCCUGGACUAUCCUUUACGAGGGACGCCUUCCCUGGAAAUAGUAGACGAGAAUAUAGGGAUGAGAGAGAAGAUACUUAUCCAGGAAGAAUUCGAAAAUAUUACCAAGACUCGUAUUUCGGACACCCUACUAAAACAGCUGAACGUUCUUGAUAGAUCGCUCUCGAAUAUUUUCAACAUGGCAAAUCCGGAGGCAGUGACAGCGCCACCUGAUAGUUAUGCCGACCAGGAAGCAACCGUUACUCCUUGGUUGGGGGAGGUGAAGCAACCUCGCGAAACAGCAAUGAGUCAAGAAAUGGAGCAAGCUCGUCAACGACGCGAGAAAGAGAUUACUCAACUUACCUCUCGCCUAGGUAGAAUGCCGUUAUUUUCCAAAUCUUCGGAUGGUGUUUCAUUUACCAUCCCUCUCAAUCCACUCAAGCCACAUUUAAUUCCUCAAUCUCUUAGAUCUGUGAAAACGCUUACCUUGGUUGUCCCCCUGUUAUAUCCCCUUGAGCCUUGCCAAGUUAGGAUUCCUGGGGUCAAUGACAACUCGGCCAGAGCAACAGAGGCAUUAUUCGAAAAGCAUGUCAUAGAAAAUUCUAGUGCGAGCUUGACGUCGCACGUUAAUUACCUUUCAACAAUGCUACAUACUCUCGCAGCCCAGCCAGCUAAAAGUGCCGAGCUUAGUCGUGCGGUUACUUCUUUAUCAUUGAACAAUAAAUCAACAGCUGAAGAAAUAACCCCAUUAUCCGCUACUGCACCUCCACUCGAACCCCAGACCAAGGAGACAGAAGUGCCGGCUGACCUGGCUGAUCGACCACAUAUUCAGGUCAUUCCUCGCCCACCAGAAUGGAUAUCGCCCAGGCAGGGUGACGAAUCUAAUAGUGACGACUCUGACUACUCUGGAUCCGAAGAAAGCGCUACUGACGAUGAUGACGAUGAUGAGGGUGGUGGUGUCAGUAUUUCAUCAACGCUCCCAGCUCCGACAGGCCGCGAUGUGGCCCUGUCGUUUCCUUCAAUGGAACUCCGGGGUAUUGAGCUCCUCGAACUGAGAGCUCUACAUUUAACCUUGAAAUGUGAGCGGUGCAAGAAACUUCUCGAUAUGAAAAAUAUCAAAAUUGGAGAUGACGGUAUCAGCGUGCCCCCGAAACGGGUGGAGUCGUGCAAGAAGUGCGGCAACUAUCUUAGCGUUGGAUUUCGCCGCGAACUAAUGCACCCCAGUUCAAAUCGUGCGGGGUACCUGGAUCUGGAGGGAUGCCUUGCGUUUGACCUGCUUCCUAGCACUUUUAUCCCUACAUGCUCCGAAUGUUCUACCACCUACCCCGCACCAGGGAUUGUUGCGGUUCGAGGAGACGAUGCGUCGCCAGUCUGUCGUGGAUGUCACCAUAAAAUGAGGUUCAAAAUUCCCGAGGUGAAAUUCUUACUAGUGAGCGCUGGAGGAGGUACCUCUCAUACUCCUGCUAAGGUGAAAAAGCCAAAAGAAGCUUUGGGGAUCGUAGCUGGACAGGAAUUGCCUCGUCGCGGCCGAUGCUCGCAUUAUGGGAAGAGUUACCGAUGGUUUAGGUUCUCUUGUUGUCUGAAGGUUUUCCCCUGCGAUAGGUGCCAUGACGCUGCAACGGAUCAUCCAAAUGAACAUGCCAACCGAAUGAUAUGUGGUUUUUGCUCCCGUGAGCAGAUCUACCGUCCAGAGAGCUGUGGCAUCUGCCACUCGACACUCACUAGGAAGACUGGCAGUGGGUUUUGGGAAGGGGGUAAGGGAACGAGAGAUAGGAGGCGAAUGAAUCGGAAAGAUCCGAGAAAAUAUAAGCGACGAGGAGGAACGGCGUAGGGUUCUUCGGCGCAGAAGAAGUGAGGGAAAUGCAUGUAUAAAAUUAUGGGUAAUGGUGUAUGUACUGUACAUUUUAUUAUUGAGCCAGAAAUGAUAGGCUUGUAUACAUAUGUUUGGCCAGCAUCAUCCAAUGCUGCGGGCCCAUCCUUCAUUUUUCAUUUACCACUGUUCCAUUUCCCAACGAUGUUCCAUCCGUUGCGGUUCUCCGGGUAUGGAAAUGGACUUGUGUAUGGAUUCGACUCUCUGAAUUCAUUUUACUUGCCGUAACAUGUGUUUCUCACGCUUUUUGCUCGAUGCCGUAACCUACGAAGGCGUCCGGGUAUGCUGAAAUGACCUGCGAUAAGUAGAGCUUUGUGUACGGAUUUAUUAUGUCUGUGGUUGACGCCGAAUCUCUUAGCUGCACCAACUCAUAUGAACAAUGCGAGAGCUUAGCGAGAAGAAAGAAGAGGGAGGAAGUGGAAUAAGUAAUCCAAGGUAAUAUUGAUCCCA